Aspergillus saccharolyticus JOP 1030-1 is the source of this 2928-nucleotide messenger RNA. Its product is annotated as tubulin gamma complex associated family protein. Gene Ontology annotation, molecular function: gamma-tubulin binding; microtubule minus-end binding. NCBI's taxonomy places the organism in Eukaryota, Fungi, Ascomycota, Eurotiomycetes, Eurotiales, Aspergillaceae. The transcript has 2 exons. The record is from RefSeq and is a predicted model, not a curated record. Gene Ontology annotation, cellular component: centrosome; gamma-tubulin complex; equatorial microtubule organizing center. Gene Ontology annotation, biological process: microtubule nucleation; meiotic cell cycle; cytoplasmic microtubule organization. Bases 1 to 2928 code for a protein of 975 amino acids.
AUGAAUGAGGAGGAGUAUAUUCAGGAUCCGUUUUCGAGCGACGGCCUGUGGAAAAUCUCGGAGUUUACACUGCAAUGCCUCCCGCCGUUGGACUCUCUGCCGUGGGAUGGGAAAUUACCAGAUCUUUCCGGUGGCUUCUUCAAGUUACCUCUUGAUCUGUUCGAGAAGGAUGCGCCUCGGAUUCCUGAACUAGAUGUCUUCGAUACCAACUUCGCCGAUCCGGAACCCGCAUUGCUACCCUCAUUAGAUACCUCGAGUGAGAGCCAGUUUGGAAUAAGCGUGAAGGGAGUUGAUGGGCAGGAACAGGCCGAAGAGGAAGAACAACCUCUUGAUAACAUCUGGGAUCUAGAUAUGAUCUUGCACAAUCCGUGCCAUGAAGUUUCAUUGAAAUCCUGGGAGAAGUUCCUUAACCGAACGCACCGUGACAUCGUAUCCGCAUACUUCAGCGAGUCCGGCGCCAAAGGCUUCGACGCUGCAUUAGCACACCAGGCUGCAAAAAUCAAUGCUCCAGAAAAGAAUCUUCUUGUUCGCAAUGACUCCUUUUUCCAAGCCUUAUAUAGGCUCGGAUUAGGCUGGGGCUCCCUGUUUUUUCGCUACAAUCAACAGGGUAAGACGUUCGAAAUCGUGCACAACAACCUCCGUAUCUCUGGCGUCACUUCUACUACUCUCAAGGCGGUGACAGACGAUCUGAUCCAGUGCGGGAACAAGAUGCAGAGGAUCCGACGUUUCGUGGAUGACGUCCCUCUCAAGUCGAAUGAGUUAUCAACACUUGGCGCCUUCUCCAGCGCAGCAGCGGUCGUCAUCUACACACUCGAAAAGCAACUCGCCAGACACGCGACCCGUAUUGCUUCGUUGCUACAAAUCAAGAGCCUCUUCAUGCAAAGCGGAGACCUCGUGCACGUGCUAGCGGACAUGGUCGACGCUGUCCAGGGAGCAGUAUCCGAAGCUCAGUUGAUCUCCGUUGUCCUCGAACGAGCGGCCCACUUCUCGCAGGUGUAUAGCCAAAUGGAGCCUCUCCUGCGGCAAGUCAUUACUCGGGUCAUGGAGCCCUGGCUUUCUUACGUGGAAACUUGGGUCGGGUUCCAGCCUGAAACGUCGACUUCGAUCGAGCUCGCAUCUACUGGGAGGACUUUCGUGCUUCGAGAGACGCACGAUAACCAUACAUUCGCUUCCCGUGUGACAAGUGUCGAUUAUAAGUUCCUUCCAGAAUUAAUGCCCUCUUUCGUCCCUUCGGACCAGGCAAAGCUUAUUUUUGAGACCGGAAGGACUUUACGGCUUCUGAAGCGGAAUCACCCACAACAUCCCAUUGCAAACCAUGCAACCUAUCGUGCUGAUUCUAUCAAGCUUGACUGUGCUGGCACCUGGCUCGAUAUUGAGAAAAUCCAAAGGAACGCAUCUGCGUAUGAGGCGAGGCUGCGCGCUGCAAUCUUAAAGUAUAACCGAAAAGCACCCGUCGAGACAGACACUGCUCCAACUCCCGAUGCUUCAGCUCCUGAGACGCACAGCGAGAUUGAGGGGACAUAUGAACUUUUCGACAUCGACAAGGCUUCAAAGACAGCAGGUCUCCUACCAGACGACGAGACUAUAUCACAAAAUCAACUCGGGCGCCUGAUUCAGGAAGCUCAACCGCUAGACGAGUCUCCGCACCUCCAAGAGAACGACCUAAGUCCCGAGCUAACAUCCUCACCUUACCUGUCCCUCGCGCCGCUCCUAUCCUCCCAAGCCAUUCUGAUUGACUAUUCCUGCCUUCACAUGCUAUUCAAAGAACACAACCUGCGCACUCACCUCACUCUCCAAUGGCGCUUCCAACUCCUGGGAGAUGGCUUCUUCGUCACCCGCCUCUCUAACGCCCUCUUCGACCCCGAAAUGACCAGCGGCGAGCGCAAACCUGGCGUCGUCCGCACUGCCGUGCACACAGGUCUCCGCCUAGGAACCCGUAGCCGCCACACCUGGCCUCCCGCCAGCUCCGAACUACGCCUCGUCCUCAUCGGCCUCCUUGACGAAUCCUCCUCAUCCUCCACUACCACAAGCAACACGAACACACCCCAGCCCCAUGACCACCUCAGCUUCUCCAUCCGCAACCUCAGCGCGGCAGAAGUUCAACGCGCAAGAAACCCGCACGCCCUCGAAGCCCUCGACUUCCUCCGCCUCAUCUACACGCCCCCUACCGACGUCCUCUCCACGAUCCUCACCCCGACCUCCCUCGCCAAAUACGACCGCCUUUUCCAACACCUCCUCCGCCUCCAGCGCAUGCUCUCCGUCGCGACAACCCUGAUCCGGGAUUCCACAGCCCGCACCUCCCUCUCCGGCGACACGCACAACAUCUACCAGCGCUUUCGCGUCGAAGCGCAGCACUUCAUCCUCGUCGUGAGCGACUACUGCUAUCAUGUCGCCGUCGGCGCAGCCUGGACGCGCUUCCAGGACCGUCUCGCCCGCAUCGAGGACUGUCUAGCGCGGGGGGAUAUCGACGGGACCAUCGAGGCGGCAGGCUCGGUACAGCAGCUCCGCGAGAUGCACGAGGCCGUGCUGGAUGAGAUGCUAGAAGCUAUGCUUAUUAGUGAGCACAACCUCGACCCGAACCUUACCACCCAGGAACACGACGCCGCAAACCGACUGGAGAAGGGAAGGCGGUGGCUAGAGGCGUGCUUCGCUUCGAUUCUGGAGUUCGCGCCGUUGUCGAGGGUGGAUGGCGCGGAGGGUGUGAGGGGUGGGGAGGCCGUCGAGGAGGUGCGCAGGUUAUAUGCGAUGUUUCGGAAGCAGAUCGCGGGGUUUGCAGUCUGUUUGCGGGGAGGCGUGGAUGGUGGGCACUUGUGGCACAGAGAUUCGGUUGCGCCACCGGUAGGAGGACGGAGGGUGGCGGGGGGGAAGGGCCCGGAUAGUGUGUUUGAGCAUUUGUUGGCGCGAUUGGAGGUCAAGGCUUAUUAUUGA